GUCACCACUUAGCUAGACAUCAGUACCACCUCUCCAGCUCGUCACCAUUUAGCUAGGCAUCAGAGCCACCUCUCCAGCUCGUCACCAUUCAGCUAGACAUCAAAGCCACUUCUCCAGCUCGUCACCACUCAGCUAGACAUCAGAUCCACCUCUCCAGUUUGUCACGACUCAGUUAGGCAUCAGAGCCACGUCUCCAACUCGUCACCAUUCAGCUAGGCAUCAGAGCCACCUCUCCAGCUCAUCACCAUUCAGCUAGGCAUCGAAGCCACCUUCUAGGUAAGAACCAUUCAGCUAAGCAUCCAAGCCAUAUUCCAGAUAGGGAUUAUUCAGCCAGACAUCCGAAUCACCUGCCAGCCAGGAGCUGUAGAAAUGCGCAUCAUCAACAUCGUUGUUUUUUACCUGAUAUGGUUAUGACCAUCAUAGUUCAUACCAUCCUUAUCCUUAUCACCGUUUCCCAUCCCUCCUUGUUUUGGUUAGAGGUGGGCCUACCAUUUAAAGGUAAAACCAUAAAAGACAAUGAACGAUGUCUUCAUUAGUCCAAAAUCUCAAACACCUCAUCUAAUUCAGUCUCAACAAUAUAUUCUUUGAAGGUAUAAGACAAUGAACAAUGUCUUCUUUUGAAGGAUAAUUUUGACAUUUUCAAAAAAAAAAUUAAGUUGCACAUGUCAUCAAAUGAUAAAAUAAUUGACAGACCGCUAACUAUAAGGACUAAAUUGAUAGUCUUUGACAAUUUAAGUACUACAAUGACAUAAUUUAAAGUUUGGGUACUAACUUGACACUACGCAUGAUACUAAUCUGAAAUUUUCCCUAAAAUAAAAGUUCUGUUCGGUCCAAUAUUCAAAAUUUGACAAACUCUAAGAAAAGGUGCACAUACAUCAUAAAGCCCAAAUAACUCAAUUCAUAAGGAGAAUACAUAUCUUACCCAUCUAAACACCAAAGUGAAUGGGUUCUCUGCUACCAAACCAGGCCCACGGGCUGCCACAUUCAUCUUUGGGCCUCUAAAGAAAAGGAUCUAUUAUGCAUUUGUAAUUUGCGGAAAUAUGGAUGAGUAGUUAUGUCAUUUCAAAAUGCUCGAUGGAGUCGCUGCUCCAAAUUCCGAGUUUCCAACCCAUCCCCGCUCGCCACGCUCGCCACGCGCUCCUUGGCCCUUGCCUGCAAAGUGCGAGCCCAUUACAUUGUUGUUCAGUUUUUGGCGCAAAAGGGUCGAAAUUUUUAUGUAAAAUUCAACUCAAAUUUCAUUCAAAAUCAUCUAUCCUCCCUCCAAUUCUCUCUCUCUCUCUCUUUAUAUCAAAUCCGUCCCCAUCUCUCUCUCUUUCUCUCACGACAUUUCCAUGGAGGAUUUUACAGCUCCAUCGUUUUCUCUUGGCCUGGAUUUGGACUUCGAUUCAGAACCCCAAACAGCUCCAAUAGAAGCAUCGCCUUCUCAAGAGGUCCCGGAAACAUCAAAUAAUGCAAGCUUUGAGACCUUCCAAGACGAUGGAGAUUUCCAACUUCCAGCUUUGGAUCCAGGUCUACAAUCUGAAGAUCCUCCUCCGAGGCUCAAGCGGCUUAAGCGGGGACCUGCGACUCAGUUGUCUCGUGUCUUCGAUAAACAACCUGCGCCUCCCUAUUUGGGUUUUGAUGAUGACAUUGAGGAGUUCUCAUCCCAAGAGGACCCACGAGAAGUUAAGCAUUCAGCAAGACAAAAUCGUUCUGCAUGUAGCAGUUCAAAGUUUCCAUUGCAUGGUCAUAGAGCCCUUAUGACACAGUCAACAAGCAAGGCAAAGGUACAUAUAAGCGCACCAGUGUCCAAUGCCUCAACUUCUGCGAAUUUGGAUGCAAGCAGCAGCAAGCUGAUGUUUCCAAAUUUAACCAUCAGUCCCCUUAAGAGAUUCCAAUUGCUUGAUUCUGAUUCAGAGGAUCCUUCUUCCAGUGUAGAUGCAUGUGAAGAUGCUAUUAAGACUAAGACAUCUCCAAUAGAGAGACAGUACAAGCCUACCCAAGUUGCAACUUGGAAUCAACAGAAGGGAGUAGAAACUUCAAAAGUUACAGUCCAAGAUGAGGAUUUAUGGGAAGGUUUUUGUCCACAAAAGAAUAUAAGUAUUUCUACACCUGGUCUGGAUGAAUAUUGUGACGAAUACUUCCAGUCAUUGAAGAAUAACAAUUCUUGGCAGAGGAUGGAGAGUGAUAUAUGCCUAAGUUCCAAAAGCCACAUGAAAAGCAAUAGCAGCAAAGUAAAUGUCUUUCAGAGAAUGGAGGGAGAUGUAUGUGCUAACAGCUCCAGAACUGAUCAAAAGUGCAGCACCAGUGGAAAGGAUGAGUGCAUCAGGAACCUGGAAGAUUAUUUUCCUCCUGCUCGUGAUUAUCAAAAAAAAUUUCCUCCUGCUCAUCGGUAUUUUUAUCAUGGUGACCCAAGGAUUAGGAGAUUAGUCCGCAACCGCUUAUGUAACUUUUUCCCUCUUGGUGCUUUGAAUCACAGAGAAAGGAUGCAACCUGAUGCAGCAGUAAUUGAUUACAUGAGUCAAUUUGGCCAUAAAGAAGGCCAUCAAUUACAAGAAACUGGAAAGACAAGCCUUGGAGGUAGCAAAAAAAAGGGCAGACAGAACUCAAAACCUUCAAAGGCUGAAGAGAUCUCACAAGCUUCUGGAAGCUGGGUCAACCCUAGAAGCAAUGCUAACAAUCCAAGAGAUGCUGGAAAAAGACGAGUUCAUGCAAAUGGUUGCUCUAGUGGUUACUGGUUUACAGGACAAGAUGGAAGAAAGGUUUAUGUGACUACAAAUGGACAAGAGUUGACAGGUGCAACUGCUUAUAGGCAUUAUAGAAAGGAGAGUGGGAAGGGGUUUAAGAAGGCUAGGAAGAAAGUUACUGCCAAGAAGUCAAAACGAUAGGAUUUACCAUUGCCUUGUAUUGCUUUGCCAUUCUCAUGCCUCAUGUUUUCAAUUAUACAACUUCGUCGAGAUUACUCAGCACAGAAGAAACUGGAAGAGUAGUUUUUCACAUUCACUGAUUACAGAUGGUGUACCCUGCUGACCUGCUCUAAUGUCCCUGGACUGAACUUCACUUAUGUGCUUAGCUUAGAACCACAAUGGAAGUUGGGAGCCAUAUGGUACUCUACGGAUUGUGAAGAGAUUGCGAUGGCCCAUCCUAUUCCCACUUUGAACCUAAAAACAUGAAGCCAAUAAAACGUGGUAUACUUGUAAUAUUGGUCUUUCUGUACUUCUAUUUUCGAACCCAAAUUUCAUCAAAUAAGCAACAAGUUCGGGUUGAAUAUAUCUUGCUGUUUCUUUUCC
Nelumbo nucifera (sacred lotus) is the source of this 3269-nucleotide messenger RNA. Its product is annotated as Rho GTPase-activating protein. NCBI's taxonomy places the organism in Eukaryota, Viridiplantae, Streptophyta, Magnoliopsida, Proteales, Nelumbonaceae. The record is from RefSeq and is a predicted model, not a curated record.